Molecule: messenger RNA, 1333 nt
Organism: Gracilinanus agilis (Agile Gracile Mouse Opossum)
Lineage: Eukaryota; Metazoa; Chordata; Mammalia; Didelphimorphia; Didelphidae
Gene: ZNF581
Product: zinc finger protein 581
Exons: 2
Coding region: 112-645 (177 amino acids)
Biological process (GO): regulation of transcription by RNA polymerase II
Cellular component (GO): nucleus
Molecular function (GO): RNA polymerase II transcription regulatory region sequence-specific DNA binding; DNA-binding transcription factor activity, RNA polymerase II-specific
Source: RefSeq, a predicted model, not a curated record
CAUCCGCGCCCCCUCCCAUCCCCCGACGCUGCGGGACCCGGGGGGGGCGGCCAGGCCCAGACCUCGGACCCGGAACCCCGGCGCGCCGGCCUCGAGCCUCUGCACCGAGCCAUGGAGCCUCCGCCCCCCCAGGCGUCCCCCUCCCCAGAACCAGGCCCCUCCUCGACCCCCGAAGCUCCGGGACAACCUCCGAGGCUCGGCCGCUACCUCCUCAUUGACACGCAGGGCGUCCCCUACACGGUGCUGGUGGAAGAGGACCCCGAGGCGCCCACAGGGGAGGUGUCUUCAGGGUCGACAUCCCGAAAAUGCUACAGCUGCCCAGUGUGCUCCCGGGUCUUUGAGUACUUGUCCUACCUGCAGCGGCACAGUGUUUCGCACUCGGAGCUCAAGCCCUUUGUGUGUGCUGUGUGUGGGAAAGCCUUCAAGCGGGCCAGCCACCUGGCCCGCCACCGCUCCACGCACCGGGUGGGGGGCGGCCGGCCGCACGCCUGUCCCCUGUGCACGCGCCGAUUCCGAGACGCGGGGGAGCUGGCCCAGCACAGCCGCGUCCACUCCGGGGAGCGCCCCUUCCAGUGUCCGCACUGCCCGCGGCGGUUCAGUGAGAGAAAUACCUUGCAGAGACACACUCGGAGGAAGCACCCGUGACAGGGAAUGCUGGGAUUGCAGGGGGGCUCCUGUGCUUGCCACGGGGUGACCUCAGGGCCGGACCUCUCUAGCGAUGACCUCUAAAGCCCCUUCCAGCUUUACUCGGACACCGACGUACCUCGUCCCCAGCCCCUUCCUUCCCAGCCUGAAGAGGCCACCCCAGAGGGACGGGCCCAGCAGGCGGCUCCUCCUCUUGACCCCAGCCCCAGUGCAGUAAAGGAGAGCCUUCCUGGGCUGGGGGAGGUGGCCAGGUCUCCUGGGCCUCUUCCUUCCAUCCGGCCCCCCAGGGCUGCAAACCAAUGAGCGGAAUAAAUGGGAAGCGAGUUUUCCGGGAGGAGACUCCAGAUUUGUAAUUGAGACAAGUGCAAAAAGGGCCUGGGGGGACCCCGUGUGAACUAGCCCCCCCCCCCCAGGGCUUUGCUGGGUUCUCGGGUGCUCCUUGGAAGCCAUGUGACCUCGCAGACCACCCAAGGUCUGGGGCUCCAUCCGUUAGGAUAGUCUCACCUCCCAGGACUGGGUUGGGGCCUGCCCUUUCCGUGGGGGGGACCCCAUGCCAUGUUGGGAGGUAGGGGCUGGGCUAGAGACAUCGAGGUCUUGUGGGAGAAAUGGCCAGAAUUGGGUUCAAGUCUUCACCUCCCAAAUGGCGCCCUUAGCGUCCCUGUUUUGGAAUAAAGAGCAAGUGAAAACA